GUUAAAAUGCCUGGGCCUUAUUUCUUUGCUCACUGUAUUCGCUUCGUAUCAUCAUUUCAUUCUUCUUUCUAUACUGCGCAUUUUACUGAAGCGCAAGGUCAGGCCACCUCAAGCACAGCUUCUCCGGCGUCGUUUUUUUAUCACUAACCUAUCUAUAGAACCCAGGGUGUUUCGUGACUUGGAGAUUGUGCAUAGAGCUAAUAUUUCACUCCACUGUGUAGCAUCCUUGCACUGACUGGGAGCUUUGGCAAGCUAUGUCUGUAUGAGACUUAACAAUCUUGUUCAGAGAGAUUUGAGGAGGGAAGUAUUUUACUUUUAACGAGGAGGUUGUAGCCAGGUUUAUGAGCACAUGGAAAUUCGAGGGGCUGUAGGCUCUGCUGAUGGAACCAGGGAUCGUGCUUUGACCCCACUAAGGAUGAUAAGAGGUGUUGUGUGUUUAAUGGUGUUAGUUAUAUCAGCAUUUAUUAUGCUAGUUUAUUUUGGUUUUGUGAGUGCUGUCAUAUUGCGAUUUUUCAGCAUACAUUGGAGCAGGAAAGCCACAUCCUUUUUCUUUGGUGCAUGGCUAGCUCUAUGGCCUUUUCUUUUUGAGAAGAUAAACAAGACCAAGGUCAUUUUUUCUGGUGAAACUAUUCCUGGUAAGGAACGUGUUUUGCUUAUUGCAAACCACAGAACUGAGGUUGACUGGAUGUACUUAUGGGACCUUGCAUGGCGGAAGGGUAGUUUGGGAUACAUAAAAUAUGUCCUUAAGAGUACUUUGAUGAAAUUACCUGUAUUUGGUUGGGCAUUCCACAUUUUGGAGUUCAUCUCAGUUGAGAGGAGGUGGGAGGUAGAUGAAUUAAGCAUGCGCCAAAUGCUUUCAAGUUUUAAGGAUCCUCAGGAUCCCCUCUGGCUGGCUCUCUUCCCUGAAGGAACCGAUUUCACCGAGCAGAAGUGCAUGCGGAGUCAAAAAUAUGCAUCUGAAAAUGGUUUACCUAUCCUGAAGAAUGUGUUGGUCCCAAAAACAAAGGGCUUCUAUGCCUGCUUGGAAGAUCUGAGGGGCUCUUUGGAUGCAGUUUAUGAUGUGACAAUUGGUUACAAACCACGGUGCCCAUCUUUGUUGGACAAUGUUUUUGGUGUAAACCCUUCUGAAGUUCAUAUGCAUGUUAGGCGCCUAGCCCUUGAUGAAAUCCCAACAUCUGAAGAGAAAGUUGCUGCUUGGUUGAUGAAUACAUUCCAGCUAAAGGAUCAAUUACUUGCUAAUUUUUAUUUGCAAGGCCAUUUCCCUAAUCAAGGUACAGAAGGGGACCUCUCAACAUUGAAGUCCUUUGUAAAUGUCUUGGCCGUUAUACUGUUGAUUAGCAUGUGUACAUUUUUCACUUUUUGCUCAUCAAGUUGGUUCAAAGUUUAUGUUUCUUUAGUAUGUUGUUACUUGUCAUCUGCAACCUAUUUCAAUGUUCGUCCAAUACCACUUCUUGGCUAAUUGAACAUUGGCACAAGGUUUUGAGCUUCCAAUAUGCAGCUUAUAAGAAUUAUCCAAGGUGAAUUCCAUAUAGCACAUAAUUUUAGUUGCUUUGCCUGCUAAAGGCAUGCUUGUGCUCCUUGAAAACUCCUUGAAGUUUCUGGCAUUUUUAGAGACUGCUUAUGAACAGUCUUCUCUUUGAUGGCAUAAAUUAUCAAGUAGUUGUGUUGUUGUUAUAAGACUUGCUAGCUAAUAGCCAUGUAUAAUUAAAACAUAUCUCGACCAGUUGUGCGUGAAUUGUAUUUGGCCAAUGAUUGCCUAAAAUUUUACACAGUACAUACACUGAGUUGGUGCAUGCUAAACUGUUGAUGUUGGGCAUCACCACUUUUCUAUUUUGCUACUUUCAGAUCUAGAAAUAUUUAUUUCUAUUA
This is a messenger RNA of Hevea brasiliensis (rubber tree), 1869 nucleotides long. RefSeq names its product probable 1-acyl-sn-glycerol-3-phosphate acyltransferase 5. Gene Ontology annotation, cellular component: endomembrane system. The record is from RefSeq and is a predicted model, not a curated record. The transcript is spliced from 4 exons. Lineage: Eukaryota; Viridiplantae; Streptophyta; Magnoliopsida; Malpighiales; Euphorbiaceae. Gene Ontology annotation, molecular function: acyltransferase activity. The coding region runs from base 350 to 1459 and encodes 369 amino acids.